Messenger RNA from Rhizoctonia solani, 1782 nucleotides. RefSeq names its product extracellular metalloproteinase MEP. The record is from RefSeq and is a predicted model, not a curated record. Bases 1 to 1782 code for a protein of 593 amino acids. The transcript is spliced from 10 exons. Gene Ontology annotation, molecular function: zinc ion binding; metalloendopeptidase activity. NCBI's taxonomy places the organism in Eukaryota, Fungi, Basidiomycota, Agaricomycetes, Cantharellales, Ceratobasidiaceae.
AUGACUCUUCUUACUAAACUCGCUAGCAUUGCAUUGUUGAUAGCCUCAGGAGUUAUUGCUGCCCCUUGGAGUCAUCAAUCGCGAGUAUCCAGCACCACCCAUCACACACGAGCGCUGGGCCCGCACAAUAUCAAAAUCCGAUCAUUUCAUCCUUCAUCUACCUUUGAGACCUAUGGUGUUACAGGCGUAGAUCACCCUCUGUCCAAACGAGCUCUGAAAGCAUCUUCAUCCGAAGCUGCCAAAUCAUUCCUCGAGUCCAAGACUGAAAUUCAUCCCAGCGAGAUCACUCACAGAACAAGCCAUUCAAGUGAAAACAUUUCGAACGAGUUUUUUAACCAAGAAAUUAAUGGUAUUAAAGUUGCUAAUGCAGUUGCGAACGUUGCGCUGAAAGAAAACCGGGUUAUAUCAUACGGGGCCAAUUUUGUGAAACCCAAGAACAUUGCGUCCGCUACUCCCAUUUUCCAGCAGGAAAAGGCAAUAGAAAAUGCUGAGUUUGUGACAGGAGCCAAGUACAAUUCUUAUCCAGUCGAGCUUCAGUACAUCAUCACGGACUCUGGCGACGCGGUGCUCACAUACACAAUCGAGGUUCAGAACGAUGAUACAUUUGAGUUGUACCACGUACACGUGGAUGCUUCCGAUGGAGAGGUGGUUAGCGUUGUGGAUUUCGUUUCCUCGGCCACGGCCUACCGCGUUACCCCAUUCACAUCUCAGGAUCUUUCGGACACCGGGUUCAGCUUGAUUACCGACCCAUUCGAUGAACUUGCAUCUCCUAACGGGUGGCAUCGGUACGGCACAACGAAUACGACCGAUACCUCUGGCAACAAUGUAAGAGCCUAUGUUGCUGGUAACGCAGGAUACGAAACGACCGUCCAAUCAAGUUCGACCAACAUAUAUAAUUAUGUACGGGACCCAACCCUUUCAGUGUAUCAAGGCACUAACCCAGACGCCGCACGAGUGAACGUAUUUUACAUAGCGAACAUGAUGCACGACCUUACUUACCGGUAUGGGUUUACCGAGAAAACGUGGAACUUUCAACAAGACAAUCGAGGACUUGGAGGUGCUGAAAAUGAUCGCAUGGAAAUUAGGGUACAAGGUAAUUCAAUUGGGAUAAUCACCGUACCCGCGGAUGGUAGACCUGCCAUGAUGGAACUCGGCAUAUGGUCCCAGGGAGACGGCGCAUUUCAAAAUGACGUUACCAUCCACGAGUACACUCAUGGGAUUGUCGGUCGCCUGACUGGGGGUGGAACUGCUAAAUGUUUCCAGACAACUGAGGCCUUUGGUCUCAACGAAGGUUGGGCCGAUGCACUCCCCAAUUUAAUACAACGAACAAGUGCAGAGGACAGGGAUUUUUUGUAUGCAAAAUGGGCGAACGGGAAGAAUCUCCGAACGUAUCCUUACUCGACAAACAAGACAACUCAUCCGCGCAUGUAUGGAGAUUCAGGCACAAAUUCUGACACACUUGCUAUUGCUGAGCUCUGGGCGGUAAUUUGGCAUGAAAUUACUGUGGCCUUGAUGAAGGAGCAUGGAUUUGCUUCAAAUCUAUUCGACCCAACCUUGACAAAUGGAAACACCAUGACUCUCCAUCUCAUAAUCGAUGGGUUGAUAGCGCAGCCUUGCAAUCCCACGUUCAUCGAUGCCCGAAACGCCGUUAUUCAAGCCGAUGCUAAUAGGUAUAAUGGCGCGAACAAGUGCACUCUAUGGAAAGCAUUCGCUAAGCGUGGUUUAGGAUAUGGUGCGACAACUACCAAAAUCAACUCGGAGAUAUUGCCCCCUGAGUGCUGA